This is a messenger RNA of Ruditapes philippinarum (Manila clam), 922 nucleotides long. Its product is annotated as solute carrier family 66 member 3-like. The record is from RefSeq and is a predicted model, not a curated record. The transcript is spliced from 6 exons. NCBI's taxonomy places the organism in Eukaryota, Metazoa, Mollusca, Bivalvia, Venerida, Veneridae. Bases 259 to 897 code for a protein of 212 amino acids.
CACUGCAUGACCAAAAAAUCAAGCGUUUGAUAUGAACUUUGAUCAAAGUGUAUUCAAUUGAUUUAAUGUAUACAAUUUGGAUGUCAGUCUGUCAGAUUGUGGAAAGAACAUGCGUUUUAUGAAUAAUUUCAACAUUCUUAUUGUGUCUUAUUCUAACUGAAUCAACAGGUCACCACAUACUGUAAUCGUCAAUUUUGAUAAAAAAAUUGUCUGCUUACUGAAAUCUUUCAAAGCGUUUGGAGACUGGAAUACUGAGUGAUGGAGGCGUCUGCAUAUUUAGAAAAUAUCUGCAACUUUCUUAGCAUGACUGUAGUUGCAUUGUGUAUCAUAAUGAAAGUGCCACAAAUUUGGUCGGCAUUUAAAUCUGGAAAUACGAAAGGAAUCAGCCUUGGAAGUGUUAUGCUUGAACAGAGUGGGUACUCUAUUCUUCUGUCAUACAGUUAUGCAAUGGAGUAUCCUAUUGGAACCUAUUUGGAAACUGCAUUUCUCCUCUUACAAAAUUUCUUGUUACUGGGGCUAAUAAUACACACUAGAGACAUGUUAUCACCAAAAGUGUUCAUACUCUUCGUUUUAUAUAUGGUAGUUUACUUGUCAAUAGCUUACAGACUGGUUCCAGACUUCAUAUUAAAAUCUGUUAUUAGUUUAAAUAUGCCUCUUGGUGUGUCCAGCAAGUUAACACAGAUUGUCGCACUAUACAAGAGUAAAGAUCCAGGCCGUCUCAGUGCAGUCACAUGGAGUAUAGCUGGUUAUGGUUGCUAUGUACGAAUAUUAACAAGCUUCGUACAGACCGGAGAUAUAUUCAUCAUACUGAGUUUUACGUGUGGAGCUACAUUAAAUACAACAAUAGUUUUCAUGAUAUUGUAUUAUACUCAUAUCAAAAGUAAAAAGUUAUAUUGAUGAUCUUAAUAAAUAUGUUAAAGUA